UUUAAAAAAAAAAUCACACAUGAAUCAAGGUUGAAGCUUAUGUUUUAAUAUAUAAGAAAAGUAAAUACAAUAACCAAUAUUAUUAGAUUUCAAAAUCUUUUAAUAAAAAUAUUUAAAAUACAAUAAAUGACACUAUAUUUUUAAUAAAUAAUGUUAAAAUCAAUCAUUAAAUAACACUAGAUCAUAAAAUCUAAAGAGUUAACUUUAAACUCACUAUCCAAUAGCACCCAGUUAGAUUCUCCUUUUUAAUCUAGUUUUGCCAAAAGAAAUUAGUUUGCCUGCCCUGCGCUUAUAAAUAAAACAAUUCUGCUUGUUGAAAAAUAAAAAACAUAAUUUCUAGUUUUUUUUAAGGGGCUGGAGUUAACUAGAAGAUGACUAUUAUGAUUUCCGAUCUACCCCAUGAUUUGGAAUCAGAAAUACUCGCUAGGGUUCCGUCCAAGUCUCUAGCAAAAUUGCAAACUACUUGCAAACGAUGGUACACUUUAUUCAAAGAUCCAAAGUUCGUGAAGAUGAACAACAUCUUGCGUAAAGCAUCGAAAGAGGUGAUGUUCCUUAUAGACUAUAGGGUUUAUUCGAUUAGAGUUAACAGAUUGCGCAACCGCUUCCGUAACAAAUGCAUUGAGUAUGCAUCCAUCGAGUUUACAGGGAAAAUUACCCGUCUUGAAGAUUCAAAAGAGGUAAAGUUAUCUCGAAUCUUUCACUGCAACGGAUUGAUAUUAUGCUGCAUGGAGGAUUUCGAAAGUCUUGUGGUUUGGAAUCCUUGUACCGGUGAAACCAUGAGUAUCAAACCCAAAAGUUUUUACCAGUGGAAUGAUAGUUAUGCUUUUGGAUGUGGAAACAGCGAAUCUUCUUGCCCCAACUACAAAAUUUUGAGGUGUAGCAGUUAUUAUUGCAAAAACAGUGAGCAACGUAUUUUUAACUGUGAGAUUUAUGACUUCAGCUCUGAUUCAUGGAGGGUUCUUGCUGGUGUGACCUGGAGGAUACAUUGUUCUGACAAUGUUGUUUCGUUGAAAGGAAAUGCUUACUGGAUUCAUUUUGAUAGAGAAGCUCGCCAUAAUGUCCUACUCAGUUUUAAUUUCACAACGGAGGUAUUUGUGUCUAUGCCUCUUCCGGAUCAGAGUGAUUAUAGACAUUUGGGUAUAUCGGUUGUUAGAGAAGAACGCCUCGCAGUUUUACAUCACAAUAUUGGUAUAUCCUUGACAGAGAUGAAUGUAUGGUUGAGCAAUAAGAUUGAUGGAGCCAAAGAGGUGGCAUGGAGCAAAUUCUUAGCAGUGAGCUUUGAUAACUUUAAGUAUCCAAGUUAAGUGAAAGGGAUGACUUUUUGGGUGGACGAUGAGGAUAAAGUGGUAGUAACUUGUAUUAGAGACAGAGACAAUUAUGAUUACGUUUUCAUUGUAGGAGAACGUUUGCAUAAACAAGUUUUUGGUAAAUCUUGGAUUUGGCCAUGUCUCCUGAGUUAUGUUCCAAGUUUGGGUCACAUCCCCAAGACGAAAAAAGAAGAAACAUUGUAAAUGGAUAAUUAAGCUAGCUUUUGUUUAUUUGUGGGGUGUAACUCUUGUUUUGGUAUAUUAAUUAUCCAUUUUAUUUUGAUAUAUACAAUAUUUGUGCAAUUUGACGUUUUUCAAAACAUAAUUUUUAAAAUAUUUUUAUGUUAAUUUUCAAAGAAUUAGCAUGUGUAUCAAAUCAAUUCCUAUUUAUUGAUUUCUCUUUGUUUAUUUACAUUAAUGAAAUAUUUUAAAAUAUUAAAUCACAAUGCUGAUUUAUCUAUUUUUGUUGGUGUAUAUAUUUGAACAUUUUCAAUAACAGUACAUGACUUCUAUCGUAAAAAAAAACUUGUGCACAAAUUUUUGUUUGUUAAACUAUUUAAUGCUAAUUCUUCAAAUGAGUUAGUAUAAAUAUCAAAUCUAAUUUUGAACUUUAUUUUCUUUUGUUAACAUACUUUUUAUAUUUAAUUUUAAAUUUGGUAUGUAUAAAGUUAUAUUUUACUGGUUUUUCCUUAUUUUGUUGGUUAAUAUUAAUAUUAAUUUUUCAAAUAUUUAAGGACUGAAAUCAUUUUAAUUAUUGAGGUAUUUCUAUUUUUGUAGUUUAACUUAUUUUAUAUUGAUUUCUAUUUUAUUUUGAAAGAAUCAAUUUUUAGAACUAUUGACAUUUUUAAAAUUAAUAGCCUUUUGUAAACAAAGACUAAUGAGCUUAAGGGCCUGACUGGUUCAAACGUAGCGGUUGCGGUUGUGGGAGUUUGCGGGUGGUUGUGGUUUUAAGAGAUUUGUACGACUGGUUAUGCAGUUAGAAAUUGAUGCGUUUGUGGGAUACUUAUGACUGGUUAACUAUCAAAUACAACAGUGGUUAAAUAAUAAAUUAACAAUAUUUACAUUUUAUAUAAUUAUAUAAAAUAU
This is a messenger RNA of Brassica napus (rape), 2393 nucleotides long. Its product is annotated as F-box/kelch-repeat protein At3g17530-like. Lineage: Eukaryota; Viridiplantae; Streptophyta; Magnoliopsida; Brassicales; Brassicaceae. Bases 372 to 1304 code for a protein of 310 amino acids. The record is from RefSeq and is a predicted model, not a curated record. Gene Ontology annotation, molecular function: protein binding. The transcript has a single exon.